AUGACCUUAACCAUUAAACGCAAGGCACCCUCGGCUGACCCGCCUCCUCGUUCAACAGCAAUCCCUUCAACUCUUCCUCCGUCUGUCGAGGAAGCCUAUCGACGAAAAUGCGUCCAGCUCAAGAACCGCACAAACGAGGUUGAAGAGGCCAACGAUGCCGCUCGUCUUCGCCUCGCGCGCAUAAAACGCCAGGUCGAGAAGAUGCGAGUAGAGCGCGCCUUCUUGCUUGAACAACUCGCGAAGCGCACAAGCGCAAACGUCGAAGACUCCGAUGGCAGCCCUAGUCCUCCUCCUACAGACUACCAAUUCAGUACACCCAGUGAGUUAGUUGCUAACCACCAGAAGCCAAAAGAUAAGCCUCUGCGUACGAAGAGGGGCCAUCGAAAGUCCAUGAUGCCCGAUGCCGACGCAAAGACAUCAGCUGGUGCAUCGUUUGCCAACGCUGCUGGCUCUCCUACAUCCGAUACGUUCUCACACCCACCCGAAAGCCAGUCCAAGCAAGAGCAUGCCAAUGGUGUGUCUGCGAAUGAUGACAAGAAACCUGCCAGCGCUUUCUGGCUAUUCUGCGAGGACAAACGGUCCGAUCUUGAAAAUAAGGACAAGGACGGCGACGGAAACAUGAACGUCGAUGAUGAACUAGCUCAACUCUGGAAGGAACUCCCUGAUAAUGAUAAGGAAGAAUACGAGGCGAGAUUUGAAGAGAUUAAGAACGCCGAAGCAAAGAAGACCCCCGUACCUGACAAGAAGGAAGACAAGCCCACCGAAGACAAGCCUGCAGCCGUUGACGAGGAUGUCGAGAUGGGCGAUGACACUGAGGACCAGGAUACUCAGGCUGGCGAGAAGGCAGAGGAAUAA
Fusarium graminearum PH-1 is the source of this 855-nucleotide messenger RNA. RefSeq lists its product as uncharacterized. The record is from RefSeq and is a predicted model, not a curated record. Lineage: Eukaryota; Fungi; Ascomycota; Sordariomycetes; Hypocreales; Nectriaceae. The transcript has 2 exons. Bases 1 to 855 code for a protein of 284 amino acids.